Molecule: messenger RNA, 1682 nt
Organism: Pelagomonas calceolata
Lineage: Eukaryota; Pelagophyceae; Pelagomonadales; Pelagomonadaceae
Source: the annotation of a GenBank genome assembly
CUAGCACCAACGGCCCUCAAUUCGCUGCAAAAGCGCUGAGCGUGCUGCUGGUAGCACAACGAUAUUCAUAUAUAGCCCUUCGCGCGCACCAGCGAGAAACGUGCGAAAAAGGUGCCGGAUUGACAACAACAGCCCCUCAGGAGGCAUAUAGCGCAGCCGCCGCGCAGCCGCAGCGAUGCCGUCGCGCGCGCACGCGUGGACGCUGCGCUACCUACGGCUCUGCGGCGUCGCGCUACCCUUAUUGCUCGUGCUGCACGCGACGCGCGGGCCUACCGUGCGCGAGCCGGCCGUCUCGCCCACAGCUGAUGAUGCCCUCCACGCCGUCGACGCGACGCCUGCUCGAUGGCGUGGGUUCGCGCGGCGCGGCCGCCAACUGCUGCGCGCGCGCGACAUCUUCGGCAAGAAGGAGACGGAGCGGCGGCCGCGAUCGAGACGAAGCGAAUCGAGACAUCUGCCGGCCUUCGAGACGGAGCGGCGCGGCAGUACCGUGGUUCGAGCCGACGCGACGCCGGAGAACUUGCGGUUGCUCUACGCCAUCAUGGCGUAUGAUCGCAAGCAGCACAUCCACCUGCUGACGAUGCUCCACUCGGCCGUGAGCAUGUGCGAGGGUGGGUUGAGGGUUACUAUACUGCUGUAUACGGCUGAUAGCAACCCCUACACGCCCAAAGAACGCGAGGAACUCCAAGCGCUAUGUGAUUCGUGUACGGGAAGAACAGGCGGUACCCUCGCGCUAGAAAACAUCGCCGUGGACGCCCAACUCAAGUUCGACGCGACGAUGCAACAUAGGAAGGAAUUUUUGAGAAGGAUCGAUGAAUACGAUUUAUUUGUCUACAGCGAGGACGACGUCCAUAUCGAGUUGAGGCACAUCGCGGCCUAUGUGGAAGCGUCAUCUCACCUAGCUAGAUCAGAAGACGGCCACAAGUACGUGCUGGGCUGGCAGCGGCUGGAGAGAAAUGGCAUUGGAUUGGGAGCCGAACACGUCAUGUGGGAGAACGGUGUAGAUAAUUAUCACGGCGUCGAGGUCGGUGGUCGGUUGUACGCGACGAUGGUCAAUCCUCAUGCGGGCGCGUGGAUGGCUACACGUGCGGAACUAAAAGCUCAUCACAAGCAGUGUCGGAUACUCCACAUCCCGAAGACCGCGGGAUCCUUUACGAGAGUACGAGCGGGAGGUUGGAAUUUGUACAUGAACUGUGGUCGACGUAAAGUGUUACCGGUUCGUAAUUUCCAGAACUUUUUGGUGCACCAUUUACCGGACAAGAACUGGUGGCAGCGGAGCGAAUGCGCCGUCGCCGUUCCCGACCUGUUGGCGCAUUUCCGAGGAUGGAACGAGAGAUAUGCGAGGGGCGAUCGGUCCAUGGUCUGUGGAAGAUGGUGGAUCCCAGGCGAUUUUUGUAGAGAUGAGUUGCAGGUGGUCCCCGCGGGUGAGCGCAAGAAGCGUUUUGGCAUCAAGGGCUCGUGCACGGUCUGGCGCAACCGAACGUCGGGCGAGGAGACAAUUACAUUACCAAAUGAAAAGAUGAAGCGGCUCGCGGCGAUCGUACAAGCAAGAGAGGACGCCGGGUCACGCGCGGCGAAAAAUCUUAGAGUCGUGGCGUCUUCCGGCGGCGACGGGCGGUCGAUUAGUUCGAGGCGGUUCCGCGGGAGCAUGCUUCGUCAUGGUGGGUAAGUUAUAGUAUGUGUGA